AUGGAAACGGCCACUGUUUUGAAGCAAAACGAAACAUCAGAAUACGAUUCGGUGUUGACAGUGCAUUUCAAAAACACAAUCGGUAAGGGUUCGUUCGGCCAAGUCAAAUAUUGUGUGGCCAAAAUAAAGAAUCAUCUUGUCGGUUUCGCGGUGAAAAUCCUUAGAGAACGAUCGGCCGUGUAUCAAGAUAACAGAUGGCUGAUCGAUAAUGAAGUUUCCGUUGCGACUAGAGUCCAACAUCCAAACCUAAUAACUUUUUUUUUUAACGUCAAAUACCACCGUUCCGUCUACAUAUACAUGGAAUACUGCAAACAUGGUGACAUGAAACAAAUAAUUCGUAAGUACGGCCCUUACGUGGAACCCGACGCCCGUUUACUGUUCGCUCAGAUUGUUGCGGCUAUCGAGUAUCUCCAUGGACAAGACAUAGCACACAGGGACCUUAAACCGGAAAACGUGUUACUCAACCAUCGAAAUCAAGUGAAAGUUUCCGAUUUCGGAUUAGCCGAUUAUUUUCGAGAUCCGAUCAGUAACAGGCGAAUACUGUCGUACUCUCGUUGUGGCACGAAGACGUUCAUGCCGCCCGAGGUAUUGAAGUCCACCAGCCGCGGAUACAACGCAAUGUUCUUUGACAUUUGGUCUUUAGGAGGUGUCUUACAUUACAUGUUGACCGGUAAGAUACCAUUCGACGGUCGUACUACUAAAGUGAUGCUCGCACAACAAACAUCAGGUGACAUCGUCCUUUCUCGGUCUGAAUACGAAAAAACGGUUUCUGAUCAUGCCAAGCGACUCAUAUGGCUUAUGCUCGAACCAGACAUACUUAAACGAGCUCGCAUAUCUGUCAUCAAACAAUCGGAGUGGAUGACCAGUGACAGUCAUACGUUUCCAGCUAAGUAUUGA
Messenger RNA from Sipha flava (yellow sugarcane aphid), 897 nucleotides. Its product is annotated as CBL-interacting protein kinase 1-like. Gene Ontology annotation, molecular function: protein kinase activity; ATP binding. Gene Ontology annotation, biological process: protein phosphorylation; mitotic cell cycle; regulation of cytokinesis. The record is from RefSeq and is a predicted model, not a curated record. NCBI's taxonomy places the organism in Eukaryota, Metazoa, Arthropoda, Insecta, Hemiptera, Aphididae. Gene Ontology annotation, cellular component: cytoplasm; centrosome; nucleus.